CUUCAACAGAUGAUGUACGAUCCCAACAGGACAGAGUGGGGAACGGGUAGUACUGAAGCUACCCAAAUCGAGGCCGAGGAAGCUUAUACCCUCCACGAUUUCAAUACCAACAUGAGCUCCGAGCCGGGCAGCGAUACAGUGGAGGAUGAUCCCAAUCCUGCUGCUCUACGAUUCGAAGGCGCCGACACAAUCGUCUUCAUCGACCCUCCAUCGUACAAAUCAAACUGGUCAUUGCAACCACAAACUGGAGCGUCCAUUCCCCAUUAUAUUCACAGCCACACCCUCUUGGAAACCGGAUCUCCCUAUUUCAAGAGACUCUUCGAACCGAGAAAGCAAGCUCGCAUGAUAAAGCGUGCAGAGCUUCAGGGAAAGCUACCUGAUGGAAUCAAAUACAUCGUUGACCUCACUCCUCCCUCGACGGACGAUGAGGCAGUGGCUUUCACCACUGAACUAUCAUGCCCACUAUGUAUACGGACCUGGGCUCGCGCAUCAAAACGUUGGGGUCUGCCUCUGCACUGUGUUGGCGGCAAAGACGAAGGAUUCGAAACUGAGAAUGGGUGUCAGGAUUCGGUCCUUCCAUCUGAGUAUUCGGAUUCUCGUCAUCGCACGGGUAUUGUACAUAUCCUGCAAGCUCUGGGAUGUGUUACCCCGUGCCUUGAUACGCCUUGCAAGCUUUGGACCUUCUUUGCUCUGGCCAAGGUGUUUGGUAUUGCCAGUAUAGGGCACAUCAAAAUUCAUAUCCUGACCUGGAUCUAUGAGAGGACGAAUACUCGCUUUAUUGAACUCCACCCCGAGAUUGCAUAUAGGAUCGCUUGUGGUAUCGAAUGUGACCACCUUUGUCAGGAUUCUUUCACUGUCCUUGUGGGAGAGGAAGCUCUGUUACGUCUAGCCAAUGCAGGACAAGCACCCACACUCCAAUGGCCAGAGGUAACGUUCCACGGCCGACGCCGCGAGCCAUUGGAUGAUGAAGAUCGCCAACGGAUAGAGUAUGCAAGUCAAAGCUUUGUGGACCGCAUUCUUGACCAGUUCAUACAAUUGACAGGCUCACAAAUGCACUGGCUCUUGCAACUACCAUCUACAAUGAAUAUCUCCCUUCACACCGACGAUUGUGACGAACAUUGUCCAUUGGCGUCACAAUUAAUCUCCUCGCUGAAACUAUACGUGCGGGGACACAUCGUCGCCAUUUUGGCCAGCUCCGCUGUCACUAGGGCUGCGACGACAGGCCAUUACAUUAAUCACAGCAUCUACCCAACGCAUAAAUACGCUAAUGCUUACGAUAAAAUGCGUUAUAUAGAACGCAUCAUCAGCAGGACGUUCUGGAAAUUGCUCAGAACUGCGAGGUAUAGCGACUGUCUAGCAAGCUCCGACGGCAAAUUUCAAACUAUGACAAUCGCCGACUUGGGCAAAUAUCACCACCUGUUCCAGACGGAGGAUAAGGCAGAUCUCUCAGAUAUUUCCUUGGAAGAGUUUCUGCUGGCAGUCAACCAGUUCAAUAGCCACGUUGACUUUGAUAGCCCAAGGUUUAGCCCGCGUAGGUACGGUGGUGGGACCGUUUUCAUAGAGAGGCGAGGAGGUGUUACCCAUAGCCCCACACCAUCUAUCUUCAACCCAAUCGACUUCCUUCAGCAGGUGCGCUCACAUAUAGACGAUCUCGCCGAGAGAAUGGAGGAGGGCUGCAGACACGGAGCGCACUUUCAACUAACCGACACCAUUAUCUGCCUUACCGACAACGAGUUGCGAUACCUUCCGCUGUGGGCGGGGGGUGAUGAUGAUGGGUCCGGCGGCGUUUUCACAGAUCAAGGGAUACCUAAUCUCGAGACGGGUGGAUUCUCCAUGCCAGGACCUACAAUCCACACAGGAAGUACUGUCCACUCGACCACUUCUUACUCCAAUUUCGCCCCAAGCGAGUAUCAAAGUACGGUCCAGCGUGCGUCUCAUAAGGCCACGGGAAGCUACUGGACGGACGUCGUCAGCAUGAAUUCCUCAGAGGCGCACGCCACGGUAGAUGAAAGCCAUGAGCCAAUUCCGGAUGAGGCGCCCGCAGACACAAGCGACCUUUCCAUAGACAUGAAUACAUCGGCGGACGACGUUGAUGAUUGCUUCGAUACUGAUAGCGAGGACAAUGACACGGUGAUUGUGGACACCCCGAGUGAUGGGCCGGUUGGGGAGGCUUCGGAGAUGCUGGAGGACCUGUCUCUUGGGGUAGAAGCUUUCUCGAAGUGAUCCAUUGACAUCAAGAGAACUUGAGUUGAAUAUGUUUUAAUCGUCAUGAAUAUUAGAAAAUAGUAAAGUACCAACCAAUCAAUGAAUA
Aspergillus welwitschiae is the source of this 2311-nucleotide messenger RNA. RefSeq lists its product as uncharacterized. Lineage: Eukaryota; Fungi; Ascomycota; Eurotiomycetes; Eurotiales; Aspergillaceae. The transcript is spliced from 2 exons. The record is from RefSeq and is a predicted model, not a curated record. Bases 10 to 2223 code for a protein of 737 amino acids.